Molecule: messenger RNA, 1285 nt
Organism: Cydia pomonella (codling moth)
Lineage: Eukaryota; Metazoa; Arthropoda; Insecta; Lepidoptera; Tortricidae
Product: histone-lysine N-methyltransferase SETMAR-like
Exons: 1
Coding region: 184-1212 (342 amino acids)
Molecular function (GO): nucleic acid binding
Source: RefSeq, a predicted model, not a curated record
UGGGUUGGGGAAAAAAUAAUUUCGGGUCUUUCUAACAGAUGGUGUUAGAGUUGUAUGUUUCUAGUAAUGAUUAUUCAGUGAAGUCAUUCUAGAGCAUGUUUAGAAGUUUCGAGUCUAUAGAACAUUUUAAAGCGCGAAUUAGCGUCAUUUGUUUACUUAUUCAAAAAUUAUUGCGUAUUGAUUAUGGAGAUUCCAGAAGGCCACUUUCGUCACAUUUUACUUUUUUACUUCCGGAAAGGAAAUACUGCAGCCCAGGCUCAUCGAAAAUUGUGUAGUGUUUAUGGUGAUGACUGCUUACGUGAACGCCAGUGUCAGAAUUGGUUUGCUCGAUUUCGUUCCGGAAUCUUCGAUCUUAAAGAUGAACCUCGCCCUGGUCGGCCAACCGUUGAAAAAGUUGAUCAAAUUCUUAAUGAAAUCGAGGUAGACCGAUAUAUUUCAUCUCGUGACAUUGCUGUGAAACUAAACGUCGACCAUAAAACAGUUUUGAACCAUUUACAUAAGCUUGGAUACCAAAAGAAGCUCGAUACUUGGGUUCCACAUGAAUUAACAUUGAAAAAUUUAAUGGACCGAGUUUCCAUUUGUGAAUCCCUGCUGAAACGAAACGAAAUCAAGCCAUUUUUAAAACAAAUGAUUACGGGCGAUGAAAAGUGGAUCACGUACGACAGUAAGGUGCGAAAGAGAUCGUGGUUGAAGCCCGGAGAAACUUCACAAACAGUAGCGAAGCCCGUAUUGACGCCAAGGAAGGUGAUGUUGAGUGUUUGGUGGGAUUGGAAGGGUAUUGUUUAUCAUGAGCUGCUCGAACCUGGCCAAACCAUUAAUUCAACUAUCUACUGUCAACAACUAACGCGAUUGAAGCAGGCGAUGGAAAAAAUUCGGCCAGAAUUGAUCAAUAGGAAAGGCGUUGUCUUCCAUCACGACAAUGCUAGACCGCACAUAUCUUUAGUGACUCGUCAAAAGCUGAUAGAGUUUGGCUGGGAAGUUUUAAUGCAUCCACCGUAUAGCCCUGACCUUGCCCCGUCGGACUAUCAUUUGUUUCGGUCUCUGCAAAACUCUCUUAAUGGUGUAAAGUUGGUUUCAAAAGAGGCUUGUGAAAAUCACUUGGUUCAGUUUUUCGCCCAAAAACCUCAGAAAUUCUACAGUGACGGAAUUAUGAUUUUACCAGAAAAGUGGCAAAAGGUCAUCGAUCAAAACGGCACAUAUAUCAUUGAUUAGUGUUAGAAAUUUAUAUUAAUAAAUUAACUUUGAAAAACAUUAAAAAACCGAAAUUAUUUUUUCCCCAAACCAA